AUGGCUUCAAAUGAUGACGAUGAGCUACCAAGGGCUUGGUAUUUUGGAUCAAAUGCAUACGAUUCACAGCAAAGCUCCAAUUCUGACGAGGAACGACAAGAAAUUGAUGCACAACAAAUAGAACAGCAAGAUCAACGUAAACCAAGGCUUACAAACGAGUUGAGGCAUCUCAUUUUACAUGAAAUGUUGUCACUUAAAGUAAGUGACUCACUCCCACAUGGUACAUUCGUACGAAUAGCAAACAAAUACGGUUACACACCAAGAUCAAUUCGAAACUUUUGGAAACGUGCAAUUGAAACCAAAGAAGAAAACAAGCCUUAUGUUGUCGAUUCAAAGUACAAGAAUUGUGGAAGAAAAAGAGUUCAAGUGCCACCAAACGUACUUGAAUCAAAACCAAUGGGUGAACGUACAUGCAUAAGAGAUGUUGCAACAUGUUUAGACUUGGCACCAACAACGGUUUGGCGAUUGAUACGAAGGGGGGAGAUUAAGGCACAUUCAAAUCCAUUACACCCUUAUUUAACGGAUGCAAACAAGGCGAGAAGGGUCGAGUGGAUUUUAAGUCUCAUUCAAGAAGAUACAAUUCAUCAUCAUCCAAUGUAUAAAGGUAUGUAUGACUUCAUACAUAUUGAUGAAAAAUGGUUUUACUUAACCAAGAAGACACAAAGAGUUUAUCUAGCACACAAAGAAAAAAUUCCAUAUAGGGCGGGAAAGUCAUCAAAAUUCAUUCCAAAAGCCAUGUUUUUAGGUGCGGUUGCAAGGCCUAGAUGGAAUCAAUAUGGCCAAUGCACAUUUGAUGGGAAAAUCGAAAUUUUCCCUUUCGUAAGUAGGGUUGCAGCACAAAGAAAUUCAAUUAACCGUCCAAGGGGGUCUAUAGAAAUUAAACCAACUGAUUCGGUUACUCAGGAAGUUUAUAGGAGCAUGCUCAUAGAACAAUUAAUUCCAGCAAUUCUUAGAAAAUGGCCAAGUGAUGGUCCAUCGAUAAUUUUCAUCCAACAAGAUAAUGCAAGGGUUCACAUAACAAAUGAUGAUCCAUUUUGGCAACUAAACAACAGGCAAGGGGGCUUUACAUUCAUUCUAACUCAACAACCACCAAAUAGUCCCGAUUUGGAAGAUGCAUUCGAAGAGUUACAUCCAAAGACUUUAACCAAUGUUUGGAUUUCAUUACAACACCACUUAAAUGAAAUCCUAAAGGUUAAAGGGUCUAAUGACUAUGUUCAGCCACACCUAGGGAAGAAAGUUCAAGAAGACAAUGGAAGGUUACGAAUACAAGUGCGAGUACCAUCACAAUUGGUUAGGGAAUGUGUACGUUUCCUUAACCCAAGCACAAAUCAGCAAGGCACACAAACAGAAAAUGAAGAUGCUGCACAACAUAAUCAACAAAUACUUGAAGCAUAUGAUGAAGCAGUGGAAGAAUCUCAAAGAUGA
Molecule: messenger RNA, 1425 nt
Organism: Amaranthus tricolor (Joseph's coat)
Lineage: Eukaryota; Viridiplantae; Streptophyta; Magnoliopsida; Caryophyllales; Amaranthaceae
Exons: 2
Coding region: 1-1425 (474 amino acids)
Molecular function (GO): nucleic acid binding
Source: RefSeq, a predicted model, not a curated record